Parathielavia appendiculata is the source of this 525-nucleotide messenger RNA. RefSeq lists its product as uncharacterized. Bases 1 to 525 code for a protein of 174 amino acids. Lineage: Eukaryota; Fungi; Ascomycota; Sordariomycetes; Sordariales; Chaetomiaceae. The record is from RefSeq and is a predicted model, not a curated record. The transcript is spliced from 4 exons. Gene Ontology annotation, molecular function: small ribosomal subunit rRNA binding. Gene Ontology annotation, cellular component: nucleolus; small-subunit processome.
AUGGGCAAGCGCACCAAGCAGUACAAGAAGCUCAUGCGAGCCUUUGAGCUGCUCGGGUUCCGCCAGCCGUACCAGCUUCUCAUCACCAGCGACGUGCUCCUCGACACCGUCAAGCUCGACCUUAUCAACCUCUUUCAAAAGACGUUGUCAACCAAGGACGUGAAGCCCAUGAUUACGCAGUGCUGCAUUAGGGCACUGUAUGCCAAAAAUGUUCCUCCUAAUAAGGACCCGACGGUUGUCGCCGCCAUUGACAGGGCGAAGACGUUUGAGAGGAGACGGUGCGGUCAUCUCAUGGACGAGGAUCCGCUUACGGAACGCGAGUGCAUGCUCUCGGUGGUAGAUCCGAAGGGGAAAGGGGAGAAUAAAUUCCGAUAUGUGGUGGUGACGCAGGAUGAGUGGCUGAGGGACAGGUUACGGUCGGUGGUGCCUACGCCGCUGAUGUAUGUGCGGCGGAGUGUCAUGAUUCUCGAGCCCAUGUCCUCAUCAUCAGCCAAGGCUAGAGAACGCGAAGAGCGCUCGAAGUGA